AUGGGAAGAGGGUCUUCGUUUGCAAUCGACGAAGAGAUGCUCGCUCUCGUCGUCCCCUGCUCGCCGCCUUCACUGUCGUCGUCGGAAUCCGGCUCGCCGCAGUCAAAGAGAUGCUGCAAUCGACAAGCUUCUUCUACUCGUCGUCAACCACUGCUCGCCGUCUUCACUGUCGUCGUCAGAAUCUGGCUCGCUAGCUGCGUGGAGAGGAUCGAAGGAAGAAUGGUUUCGGCGGUGAGAAGAGGUGAGAAGAAGGUUGCGUGAUUGCACAAGCUUGAUCAAUGCCUUCACCGAGAAUGGCAGAUUGGAGUCGUUUCGGUUGCGACGGAUGUGUGA
Messenger RNA from Linum tenue, 333 nucleotides. The record is from the annotation of a GenBank genome assembly. NCBI's taxonomy places the organism in Eukaryota, Viridiplantae, Streptophyta, Magnoliopsida, Malpighiales, Linaceae.